AUGGAAGAGCCGUCUUCGAGAAUUCGUCCUUAUCUGGACUGGGAUAACGAGGACAAAUACUCAGUGGCGAAUAGUCAAGCGCCGUUACAGGAUGGCGAGGACGACCAUCCGGAACGCGGGACGUGGACGGGGAAAUUCGAUUUUCUGUUGUCCCUUCUGGGGUACAGUGUAGGCCUCGGGAAUGUCUGGAGAUUUCCGUAUCUUUGCUAUUCCAACGGCGGCGGAGCUUUCCUGAUACCAUUCACCGUGAUGCUCAUCAUUGCCGGAUUGCCGCUCAUGUUCAUGGAACUUUCCUUAGGUCAAUACGCCAGUCUUGGACCGGUCGCGGCUUAUAAACGUUUCUGCCCUUUGCUCUGUGGCUUAGGCUACGGGAUGGUCCUCGUUAGCUCCGUUGUUAUGCUCUAUUAUAAUUUAAUCAUCGCAUGGACGUUGUAUUACAUAUACGCGUCGGUCUUUGGUGGUUGGGAGCUGCCCUGGAGCAAAUGCGAGAAGGAGUGGAGCACCGAGGAUUGCUUUAAGCCAGACGCUGCCGAGGUUUGUGCCUCUAAAAACGUUUCUUACUUCAAAGGAGGAUGCCUCAAUUCGACGCAAAUGACCGCAAUGGGUCUGACUAUUGAGGACGUGGCCAGCAUUAUCAGGAGGCCGCCAGCCGAAGAAUAUUUCAAUAAUUAUGUCUUGAGGAUCAGCAGCGGAAUCGAAGAAACCGGAUCGAUUCGACCGUCCAUGGCAACGUUCCUCUUUCUUGCAUGGACAAUCGUUUUCCUCUGUUUGAGCAAGGGUGUCAAGAGUUCGGGCAAAGUCGUGUAUUUCACCGCUCUCUUCCCAUACGUCGUUCUGGUCGCACUUUUCGUCCGAGGUAUUUUACUACCCGGAGCGAGUGAAGGAAUACUCUUCUAUCUGACUCCCGACUGGAAGAGACUAAUGUCCGCGAAAGUGUGGGGAGACGCCGCGGUGCAAAUCUUCUUCGCCUUGAGCCCGGCCUGGGGAGGUCUAAUUACAUUGAGCUCGUACAACAAGUUCACCAACAAUUGCUACAAGGAUUCUCUGAUCGUUGCAAUUAGCAACAUCGGAACGUCCUUCUUCGCGGGCUUGGUGAUCUUCUCGGUGAUCGGAUUCCUCGCUCACGAGCUCGACGUGCCAGUAGCAUCGGUGGUGGAUGAAGGCGCUGGUUUGGCGUUCAUCGUUUAUCCGGAGGUCGUGGCACGUCUGCCGUUCGCGCCCGUCUGGUCGCUACUCUUCUUCAUCAUGCUGCUCACGUUGGGUCUCGAUUCUCAAUUUGCGCUCAUGGAGACGGUCACCACGGCGAUACUCGACGGCGUCCCCGCACUGAGAAGCUACAAGAUCUGGGUCGUUCUGGGAGUUGCGAUGGUCGGCUACGCCGGUGGCAUCAUUUUCACCACCAACGCCGGCAUGUACUGGCUGCAGCUGAUGGACAAGUACGCGGCCAACUGGUCGGUUUUGUUGAUUGCCAUAAGCGAAUGCAUUCUGGUGGCGUGGGUGUACGGAGCGAAUCGGUUUCUGGACGACGUCCAACAGAUGAUCGGACCCCACGGCGGUCUCUGGCGAUUCUUCUGGACAUGGAUGUGGAAGGUCAUUACACCCGCUGCGCUGUUCUUCAUUCUCUGUUUCAACUGGGUGGAAUAUGAGCCACUUAGAUACGGGACUUACAUCUAUCCGAAAUGGGCGGACGUGUUGGGCUGGGUCAUUAGUAUGCUUCCCGUUUUAGUCAUCGUCGGGCUAGCUAUAAAUCAGUUGAAGAAACGUCGCCAACGAUCACCCUACGACGAUGACGAGGACGAUGAGGACGACGACGAUGACGAGCUGGAUAACGGCGAGCCUUGUCAAAGAACGAAUAAAGGAAAGGGCAAAGGGAAGAAUAAGGAUGUGUGGGAUCGUGUGAAGAUACUGCUGCAACCGACAUCCAAUUGGGGUCCGGCAUCGGGAAAUUCCUUGACACCUUCCAAGACUCUGGCUACACCUUCGCCAGGAUGCACUGCUUACGACUCGAUCGUCCUGGUAAAUGGUCAACCGAUGAUGGUGCAGCCGCCCAACGCCAUCGCCACCACGCAGAAACUCCCCGGGCCGUCGAUCCUCAAGAAUUCCAGCAAGACCGACCUGAUCACCUCGCAGCAAGUGUGACACGACGUUCGUUUUAUGUCCAACGAUGAAUCCUCGGAGGAAUCAUGCCAGAGAUAGAACGCCCGAUGUAAGAUGAGCCUAUCUUCGGAAUGAACGAAUAUUUCUUCUGGGUAACGUCGGCAAUUGCGCAUCUUCAAGCGCGACAGCUGCGAAGCAACUUUGUCGUCAUUCGAUUCAAUUUUCCAUGUGAAAUUCUCGUGAAUUGUUCUGUCGACGUUUACAUAAUUUUUCUCGAAUUUGGUUCCUAUCAUCGGUUGCUCAGGAAAAAGUGGAAAAAAUGAGCCUGCCAUCAAGUGUGCAGAGUACCGAUAUUUAAAAAUCCAUUGUUUCCUUUCUCACAAUGUACUAUUUAAGAUUGCAGGGUUUUUAUAAGAAAAGGAUUGGUAGUGCCCCUCCGCAAUUUUAAUGAGCUUUGAAUAUAUCGUAAAGAAGCUAAAAAUAAGAUACAUGUAUCUUUUUAUAAGGAAAGAUAGGAGAAAAUCACAUGUAAAAAGUACGUUCCUCUUAUUUAUGAUUCUCUGCAAUGUAUUCAAGACUCAUCAAAAUCGGUGAGGGACACUUUCAGACUUUCCCUUAUAAAUAUAUCACCGCGUUCUUCCAUAUUGAUCAAAUAACCGCUCGAUAUUGAUAGUAAUGCGUGUACCUUAACCCCACACAGAUGUUAAUAUUAAAUUUCUAAUGGCCAAAGAAUGUUGCAAAUUAAUCUAUUGAAAAUCGUUGGAAGUUGAAAGGAAUCGAAGAGAGAAUCACAUGCAACAAUACGAACAGUAUUAUAUUUUCUUAGGAACGACGAUAUCUCACCCGUAUUCUCGGAAUAUUACAUAGGCUAUUAAUAAUUAUUUCACAAUAGGCGAAUAUUUAUUUUUCGAGAUCGUUAAUUAUUUUUGCUACUGUGAGAAAAGAUAGAAGUCUGUAUAGAUUAUUGCCCGUGAAGGUGGAUUUAUAUCUAGACACAUUUAGCAAAUAGGAAAAAAGAAUUUAUAGCGAUAAAGAAAUGAGCAAAGCGAAAACGCCAAAUUAAUAAAUUCAACGUAUACCAAUCUCUUGCAGUAAAUAUUUCGUUGGAGUUCUAAGUAGUGAUGGAGAUCUGAGAUCAUAGCGAUGGAACUAAUCUGAUCGCUUAUCUAUUAAUAUUUGUAUAUCAAUAUCCGCAAGUAUUAAGUUAUAAAUAUGAACAGUUAUCACAAGAUAAACGAUGAGUGGCAUUGAUCAUACAAUCGACGUAACUAUUGCUGAUCAAAAUAUAAUAAGUAUUAGAAUAAGAUUAAUUUAUUUCUUGUACACAUUAUUUUUUUAUUAU
Dinoponera quadriceps is the source of this 3439-nucleotide messenger RNA. Its product is annotated as sodium- and chloride-dependent glycine transporter 1-like. Bases 1 to 2139 code for a protein of 712 amino acids. Gene Ontology annotation, cellular component: membrane. The record is from RefSeq and is a predicted model, not a curated record. NCBI's taxonomy places the organism in Eukaryota, Metazoa, Arthropoda, Insecta, Hymenoptera, Formicidae. The transcript is spliced from 10 exons. Gene Ontology annotation, biological process: sodium ion transmembrane transport.